GCCGCCGAGAGCCGCACGUGCAGGAGGCUGAGCCGGGGGCCCGGCCCGCAGCCCCGGUACCGGAGCCGCCCGCGCAGCUCCGCCCGCGGCCGCGGCGUGGCCCGGAGUGCGGGACAGCGGCGGGCGGGGCCGGUCCGGUCCCGGGGGCCAGCGGCGGGGCGGGGCGGCGGCGGGAGCCCCGCGGCAGGGCUCGGCCUGAGCCGGCUAUUUUUGCCGCCGGCCCGGGCUAAUCCCCUGAGCCGCCUCCCGGUGUUAGGUAACGGCGCGGCGGGAUGCGCUCGGCGGCGGCCCCGGCCCGGGCGGCCCCGGGCAGUCGCUGCGCGGCGGGGCCGGUGCGGGCUGGGGGCCGCGGGCGCCCGCCGCCGGGCCCCGGGGGGUAGCGGCGGGCAGCGGGGAGGACUGGGGUCCGGCAUGCCGGGACCCUCCCCCGGCGGCUCCCCGGAGAGGGAGGCUGGAGCCCGAGGGCCGCCUCAGGGGCCAGGCCGGAGCAGGCGGGUGCGGUUCCUCCUGCCCCACACCGCCAUCCCGCUGCCGUCGGUGCGCCAGGAGGAGCGGCUCUUCUACCGGCGGCUGGAGGCACUGGUGGCCCUGGGCCCCGGCGGCUUCGGGCCGCUCUUCGCGGCCGACGGCUGGAGCGACCUGACGGAGGACCGGCUGCUGCGGAAGCGAGUGAUGCAGGACGGGCAGGGCGGGCCGCGGCCGCAGCCGGGCCAGGAGGUGUCGGUGAAGGUGCUGGGCGCCCUGGAGGACGGCGGGCUUGUGGAGCGGGACCCGCGGCUCACCUUCGUGCCGGGCCACGGCGACGUCGUGCAGGCGCUGGAGCUGGGCGUCCCCACCAUGCAGCCCGGGGAGGUCUCCUUCUUCCUCGCCGCCUUCCCCUACGGCUACGGCCGCCCGGGCAGGGAGCCCGACGUGCCGCCCGAGGCGCCGCUGCUGUUCGAGGUGACGCUGCUGGAGGUGCGGGACGGCCCCGACCCGCAGCCGCUGCCGCCCGCCGACCGCCUGCUCCUGGGCGCGCAGCGGAGGGAGCGGGGCAACUUCCACUUCACCCGGGGCGACUUCGCGGCCGCGCUGCACUCCUACCGCCUGGCCCUGCGCGCCCUCGACGGGCCUGCCUCCGCCCCGCCUGGGCCGCAGGAGGAAGAGGAGCUGCGGGAGCAGCGCGUCAAGUGCCUGAACAACUGCGCGGCCGCCGAGAUGAAGCUGGAGCGGGCGGACGAGGCGCUGGCAUCCUGCGAGGCGGCCCUGAGCAUCAGUCCCGACAACGGCCGGGCGCUGCUCCGGCGGGGGCAGCUGCUGGCGCAGCAGGGCCGGGACGCGGAGGCCAUGCUCGUCCUGCGGAGAGCCCUGGAGCUGGACCCGGCCAGCAAGGUGAUCCACGCCGAGCUGUCGCAGCUGGCGAAGCGCCGCAGCCCCCCGGCCAGCGCCGCCCCCCAGGAAUCCCUCCACGGGCCGGUGCCGCCACCGAGCCCCGGGUACGUAGCGGCACAGGCGGUCGGGGCGGGUUCCCGUCCUGGGCCCGCUCGGCCCCGGAUGGCGCUUACGACGGUCCGUCCCCGCAGACCCCCGGCACCGCCCGCGGCGGAAGAAGAGGCCUGAGCGGCGCUCCGCAGCGCGCCCAGAGGAGCCGCCGCGCCGGGGAUGAAGGAGAAGCUGCGGGGCCGCCGGGGCCCGGCCCGGGGGCGGCUCCGGGCACCCGCUUACGGGCACCCGGCCCCGCCCCCCGCAUCGCCCCGCCCCUCCCACGCCGCUCACGAGGCCACGCCUCCGUCGCGUCACGAGGGGGCGUGUCCCCUGCCGUCCCCCGCGCCCCCCCCGUGGGCGCGGCUCCGGCGCCUGCGCUCCAGCUUCCGCCUUUUUCGCCCCCGCCGGCGGAUCGGCAGCCGUAGCCCGCGGCCAAUCAGGCGGAGCCUAGC
Messenger RNA from Chroicocephalus ridibundus (black-headed gull), 1916 nucleotides. Its product is annotated as peptidyl-prolyl cis-trans isomerase FKBP8-like. Gene Ontology annotation, molecular function: protein binding; peptidyl-prolyl cis-trans isomerase activity; protein folding chaperone. Lineage: Eukaryota; Metazoa; Chordata; Aves; Charadriiformes; Laridae. The record is from RefSeq and is a predicted model, not a curated record. The transcript is spliced from 7 exons. Bases 412 to 1599 code for a protein of 395 amino acids. Gene Ontology annotation, cellular component: membrane; mitochondrial envelope; endomembrane system. Gene Ontology annotation, biological process: protein folding; negative regulation of apoptotic process.